AUGGAGAGCUCGUUGUACGAGGAAUAUUCGAAACUGCUUCUAGAGCAGGGAGUCAAGUUCCAAGCGUUCGAUUUGGAGUCGAUUACCGAGAAGGACGUGCUUCUCAUUAUUGAUUGUCAGAACGACUUCUUCCCGGAGGGAACGGUGGAGGACGGAGGUCGCUUCGGCGUGGAUGAUGGAGAGAAGAUCGUUCCCUCUGUGAAUCAGCUGAUCGAUGUGUUUGCGAAGAAGGGCGGUGUGAUUGCUGCCACGAAAGAUUUCCAUUCCAUUCACCAUUGCUCCUUUACACCGAACGGAGGCGCGUUCCCUCCGCACUGCAUUCAAGGAGCCAAAGGAUCCGAGUUCCACAAGGAAAUCGGUGCGAAACUGGCGGAGGCAAAGGCGCAGGGUGCCACCGUCCUCGUGGGAUACAAGGGCAUUGAAGAUGCGCAUGAUUGCUUCAGUGCGUAUCCCUAUACCUCUGCGACCGGCAAGGAGCGAUUUGGAGCCGAUUUCGAGACGAACGAGUGGUACAAUUGUUUCGUUCUCGAGUCUUCUCGCGAGAACGAGACGAUGGACUGCCACCCCGACGUGAUGGCGAUCUACAAGAAGAGAUCGCUGAUGAAUGUGAUCGGAGAACGCUUGUCUGAGCAGAGUCGUUUCAUUGUGUGCGGCUUGGCAUUCGAUUACUGCGUGAUCGACAGCGCGAUCAAUGUUCGCGAAAACACGCAUCUUCCGGUGUUCAUCGCCCAUCCAGCGACGCGUGCGUCGCACAUUCCGGGUGUGGGCGCAUUCGGCAGCGGCUUUUUGAACAACCCGAAGGAACUGAGCGAGAAGCUCCAGAACUACGCGAUAGCGAUGAUUGAUUUGUUUUCUGUUUGUUGGAAAAAACUGGCGGCUUCCAUCUUUGAUUCGAGUGAAGCUGGGAAUUCGGCCUUUAUCUCGAUAGGUACAAGAUUCGGGGACUCAUGGAAAGAGAAAUCAGAGGCGGUCAAAGAGCGGAGAGAGCAGUAUAUAACUCAACGCAUUCCUGUACAUAAACGAUAUACUCCCAAAACAUUUUUACAAUCCCUACUUGCAGGGGGAGUUUCUGGUUGUAUUGCAAAGACAUGUAUCGCUCCUCUAGAGCGAACCAAGAUUUUGUUUCAAGUCUCGAAUAAGCCAUUUUCCCUGCGACUCGCAGGAAGGAAAAUCGUUCAAGUUUACCACGAAGAAGGCUUCACCCGCCUUUGGAAAGGCAACACGGCGACAAUCCUGCGCGUUCUUCCUUAUUCUGCGACUCAGUUCGCUUCCUUCCGCGGUUACUCUCAUCUUGUCAUGAUCGACGAGUACACGCCACUUACUCCGCUUCAGCGUUUUCUGUCCGGUGCAGCAGCGGGUGCAACGGCCACAGUUCUGACAUAUCCUUUCGAUUUUUUGCGAACCCGCAUGGCGAUUCGUGAAGGCGAAUCCACAUAUAAAAACAUUCUAGUCGCCAUAAAAAGCAUCGUCCGCAGCGAAGGCGUGAUUACAUUUUACUCAGGUCUGUACGCGGCGCUAAUCGGCGUUUUACCGUAUUCUGGAAUCUCCUGGAUGGUCAUGGACACCACGCGUCAAUUCUUUCAGGACUACGUGAAUGAUGGUCGGAGCGCAUCGCCAUUGCAGCGCAUGGUCUGCGGAGCGACGGCGGCGAUCAUCGCGCAGACGUGUACCUAUCCGCUGGACAUCGUGCGACGCCGAAUGCAGAGCGAGGGGCUGGGGAAUCAUGGAAACCGGAGAUAUCGCAGCAUUCUGGGGACGUUCCGAGUGAUCGCGAAGGAAGAGGGAGUGCGGAGACUGUGGAAGGGAGUAACGAUGAACUGGAUCAAAGGACCGAUCUCGAUGGGGAUUAGCUAUGCGUGCUAUGGAGCGAUCGAGCAUUGGUUUGGAGUGAGCAAGCUGCAGAAUUGAUUAGAUGAGGAUAAGGGUUG
Blastocystis hominis is the source of this 1928-nucleotide messenger RNA. RefSeq lists its product as hypothetical. Gene Ontology annotation, biological process: transmembrane transport. Lineage: Eukaryota; Bigyra; Opalinata; Blastocystidae. The record is from RefSeq and is a predicted model, not a curated record. The coding region runs from base 1 to 1908 and encodes 635 amino acids. The transcript is spliced from 11 exons.